AUGGACACGGCGACGCUCGUUGCGGGCGGCGGCGGCGGACGUGAGCUGCAGCCGCGGGCGUCUGGAGGGAGCAUCGAGGGUGAGGUGGAGCAGCUUAGCACUGCCCUGGGAGACGGGAAGUCGGUGCCCACUGAGGCCGAGGGGAAUGGAAUCAAGAUCGUGCAACUCCGGCGGCUUCUCGAGGAGGAAGGCCGCGAUGUGGCUUCACGCGCCGACGCCCUCGUGAGCGAGCUGCAGCCGUGGUCGUCCGGCGGGGGGAUCGAGGGUAAGGUCCGGCAGCUUCACACCGCCCAGGAAGUCUUCAAGUUGGUGCUCGCUGAGGCCGAGGGCAAGCAGAUCGAAAACGUGGAGUUGGCCCGGUCUCUCAAGAAAUUCCGUCAGAUGGCCUCCCGCGCGGGCGACCUCGUGGGCGAGCUGGAGCACUACCGCAUCCAGGAAGAGCUUGAGCAAGAGGGGCACGAGGAUGAUGACCAUGAGAAGGAUAGUCGGGUGGAUGGAUCCCAGAGCCGCCUGAUUCUGGAGAACACGGAGUCGGCCGAGGUGUUUCAGGUUGGUCAAGACACUGGAGAAGAUUGUGCUUUUUGCACAGAAGAUUCAUCUUCAGCCGCUCUUCAGAUUCUGCCCUAUGUUGCCAACUCUACGGUCCCUGCUAGCAACACUAGCCUGGAACCUCGUCUUGGCAUUUCACGUGAGAUAAAUGAACACAUUCGGGCAUGCUGCAAAAUGGCCAAGAUUCUGCUUGAGGCUCUUGUGCCAGCAAAACUGGAUGACCUUUCCCGUAUUGUGCAGAAAAAUCAGAGCAUAGGAACCAAUCUUCGAGAGACGUCGUCUUUCCUCACUGAACCCAAAGUUUAUGGUAGGGACGAGGACCGGGAUCGGAUAAUAAGAAAGUUAACAAGUGAUGAAUCUGCUGGGCAAGACCUCUCCAUCCUUUGUAUCAUCGGUUAUGGAGGUGUUGGGAAGACUACUCUGGCCAAUGUGGUAUUCAAUGAUUCGGCUGUCUCAAAGCAUUUUCCUGUACGACUGUGGGUUUAUGUGUCUGCUCACUUUGACCAAGCUAAGAUUAUACGCAAAAUGUUGGAGUCCUUGACUGGGAACAAGCAUGAAGACAUCAAGAGUUUGAAGGACCUCCAGAGGACUCUGGAAUCUGAAGUGAAGUCAAAAAGGGUGCUUCUUAUUCUGGAUGACAUCUGGGAAGACAGCCAAAAGGAAAAAUGGGAUGAUCUGUUAACUCCACUACAGUCCAAUGGAGUCAAGGGAAACAAGAUACUUGUCACAACUCGGAAGCCUUCUGUUGAGAAAUUCAUGAGAGCGAAUGCUAAAAUUAAUCUGGAGGGUUUAGAUCCAGAUGACUUUUGGCAUUUGUUUACGGAAUGCGUUUUUGGAAAUGAGAACUACAAAGUACCUCCAAAACUGCAGAAAAUUGGGAAGGAGAUACUUGUCAAAUUAAAAGGCAAUCCUUUAGCAGCAAAAAGUCUGGGCAAAGUAUUGAGAAGGGAUCAUAAUCCUGAUUUCUGGGCAACUAUUCUGGAUAAUAAUGAAUGGAAGCACAGAACUGAUGACUAUGAUAUCAUGCCGGCCUUGAUGAUCAGCUACAAAUAUUUGCCAGAGCACCUCCAGCAGUGCUUCUCGUACUGUUCUUUGUUCCCCAAGUAUCAUAGGUAUGAGAAAAAAUGUCUGGUCAAUAUUUGGAUAGCCCAGGAUUUGGUAUCUUCCACUGAUGUACGGCUGGAGGAAGUUGGAGGUCAGUUCUUCCAUGAUCUAGUCGAGUGGGGCUUUUUCCAAAAGGAAUUUGAAUUUGGAGACUUACACAUCAUGCAUGAUCUCAUUCAUGAUUUGGCACAGAAAGUUUCGUCGGACGACACGUACACUAUAGAGAACAGUGAGCAUAAAGAAGCACCCUGGCUUGUUCGUCAUGUCAGUGUAAUCACAGCAAGGGAGUACACGUCUCAAGUAGAUGGAACGGUGCUUCUUAAUGAGCCUUUUGUGCAAGAGUUUGCCAAUUCAUUCGGCAAAUUGAAACAAAGUAAAUUAAGCACAUUUAUGCUAUUUGGACCGCUUGACUUGGCUAUUGGAAACACAAUUCGUCAAGAAUUCAGUGAGGUGAACUCGGUUCGUGUGUUGACAUUGGAGAUGGCAGUCUUUGAUUUAGAUUUAGUGAUAGUAAACAUCUCAGCAUUUGUCAAUCUUCGCUAUCUGGAGUUGAGCUGCUUUUAUAAGGGACCCAGGUUAGAACUGCCAGAGGCAAUAUGUAGCCUAUCUCAUCUGCAAGUCCUGGAUAUAAUGAAGAACUGGGGAGAUAGCACAGUUUUACCGAGAGGCAUGAACAAGCUUGGUAAGUUGCGCCAUUUUAUUGCCAGAGAUGAGUUGCAUGCAAAAAUAGCCGGUGUUGGGAAGAUGGUUUCCCUUCAAGAGCUCAAGACAUUUUGUGUUCGAAAGGCAAGUGAGUUCAGCAUAAUACAACUCAAAAGAUUGAAUCAACUCAGAGGAUCAAUUAGAAUUUGCAAUCUUAAAGAUGUAGGAAGCCAAGAGGAGGCUGCGGAAGCAAGGAUAUGUGACAAGGUCCACCUCACUACUCUGCACCUAUCAUGGAGUGGUGUGAAUGGGCAAAACGUUGGUUUUUCAAGUAACUGUUCUAUCCUCGAGGAUCUCCAGCCACAUGCUGGCCUUGUAAAUCUUAAAAUCGAAGCAUACAGAUAUCCUUCACCGUCAUGGCUCAGCAACAAUAUUCAUCUCACCUCAUUGCGGUCACUCCAUCUGGAUAACUGCAAAAAAUGGUGCACAAUUCCAGAACCCAAGCACUUGCCUCUGCUCCGAGAGCUAAAUUUGCGUCAUAUGCCUCGUGUUCGUGAAAUCGUGAUUGGUCGUUUGGAGAUUCUGGUAUUAUACUACUUGCCAUGUUUGAGGCGCUGCGCAGUUUUGAACGAGGAACAGUUAUCUGAGAGUCUACAGGUUCUCGAAGUUGAGAAUUGUGAUCGAUUGGUAGAGUUUCCCUUGCCGGUACUGCAAGACUUCCAGUUUACUAGUCUUCACCGGCUUGUCGUUCAUAUGUACUUUUGCUUCAGACACACUAACAUCCCUCAGCUUCUGCGCAUGGAUUCUCUAAAGCAUGUAGAUUUGUGGUUGCAACCAUCUUGCCAGGAAUUUCAACUACGAUUAGGCCCAUCAAAUGCGCUCCGCAUGCAAAUCAUAGGAAGUCAUUCUCAACCUGUUCUGAGAAUAGAGGAAAGUUUGUUCGGGUUUGACAAACUAAAAAAUUUGGUGGAGCUUGAAAUCACAACGUAUCCACAUCUGACAUACCUGCCAUGGGAGGGCUUGCAACACUUGACAUCGUUGAAAAGGUUCAAAAUGAUAGUGUGCAGCAAACUGUUUUCUAAUAAUGUUGAGUUCAUUCUGCCACCAUCAGUUGAAGAACUCGAGUUUCAUUCCUGCAAUAUUACGGAGCAACAUCUGUCGCAACUCCUGCUGAACCUUCCAUCACUCAAGAAACUUGUCAUAACUAACUGUGAAGAGGUAACGUCCUUACCUGUAGGGCUGUUUACAGAUGAACACAGCCAAAUGCCAGAAGGCUCGUGGCACAUUGCUUCCAAUUGUUUGCCGAGUCUUGAGAGGUUGCAGAUCACCUUCCCAGAGGGUAGUAGUGUAAUUGCGGCGAUGCAUUUUUCAAACCGGAAGGGCUUUGGAAGAUUUGUCUCUCUCAGGGAAGUCAUCAUUGAAAAUUGUCCUACUCCCCUAUCCACUAUGGUUUCAGGAAGAGCAUCUAAAGUCCCUCCACCUUCUCUAGUAAAACUCAUUGUGACUGACAUCGAGGACAGCUGUCUGCAGUUUUCACAACUCUCUUGCCUUGUUGAAUUACAAGUCUUGCGAUGUUCGUCUUUGACAAGCGUCAACCUGGAUUCUUGCACCGCAUUACAAGACCUCAAGAUUGAAGGAUGUAAAUUGCUAUCGUCAAUUGAAGGUUUGCAAUCAUGUAAAACGUUGCGGCAUUUGAGCAUCCACGGUAGUGAAGCGCUACUAUCACUCAGAGCAUCGCUUAGCACCCUGACAACAGUGAGUAUAGAGAAGAAUCCAAAUUUGGCAUGUCUUGACCUGCACACAUGUACAGCACUGCAGAAACUACGCAUUGAAGGCUGUGCUACAAUGGCUUCUUUUGAAGGUAUUAAAUCCCUUGUCGGUCUGAAGGAGUUGAGAGUUGAGAACUCUCCAGGCUUCAUAAGGUCAUGGAUUUCAGCAGCAGCGGAAGUUGAGAGCGAGGACAGCUACUUCAUGGGAACACUUCAGGUGCUUGAUAUUGAUAACAUUAGUGUCCUAUGUAUGCCCAUAUGCUGCCAGUUAACUUCUCUGAAGACACUGACCAUUGAUGGAGCCCGUACGGUGGGCGUAUUGACGGAUGACCAUGAGAAAGCGCUUCUACUUCUCACCUCCUUGAGACAUCUUGAACUCAACAACUUUAAGCAUCUCAGGUCACUGCCGGCUGAAUUCCAGUCCCUUGCAUCACUGGAAAGAUUUACUCUUGUCAAUUGUGAGCGUAUCACUUCCUUGCCCGUGGGGGGUCUCCCGGCUUCGCUGAAGGACAUGGAUCUGAAAGGCUGCAGUAAAGAGCUAAAUGCAUCGUGCAUAGAAAAUUAUCAAGCUCGAAGGUUGCAUCUAUGGGUUGACGGAACCGCAUAUGAAUAA
Triticum turgidum subsp. durum (durum wheat) is the source of this 4677-nucleotide messenger RNA. The record is from the annotation of a GenBank genome assembly. Lineage: Eukaryota; Viridiplantae; Streptophyta; Magnoliopsida; Poales; Poaceae.